Messenger RNA from Misgurnus anguillicaudatus (oriental weatherfish), 3789 nucleotides. The record is from RefSeq and is a predicted model, not a curated record. Lineage: Eukaryota; Metazoa; Chordata; Actinopteri; Cypriniformes; Cobitidae.
ACAAUUUCACCGAGUCAUUUCUUGCAGCCGAGUAAUUCACAAACGCCUAGAGAACCGGCUCAAUCGAAUUGUUCGAACAAGCCUUUAGUUCGCGAUUCGGACAGCAGUAGAAAAGAAAGAGGCCAGCUGAGGGGGCGUGUUGCGCACGUUUAUGCUGAAGUUGGGCAGCUUUGCAGAUUGAGAAGGGAGGCACGGAGGUACACGGAGGAGACCUCAUUCAGGUGUUUAGAGGAGUUGGCAGUGGACAUGCCCAGGCCUGUAUACCAUCAUUGACACCGGGACUCAUCUCUUCACCGGGUUUAAGUGCGCAAAAUGAACGGAACAGCGGACAUCUGCAACCACUGUCGGAACAUGAUAAGGGAGAAGGAAAAAGGAAUGAAGAUGUCAAGACGUAUAUCAACAGGACCAAGUUCAUUUAUUCCAGAAAAUGAGAUCAUAGGAGCUGCGCCCCUGAGUGACCCCUCAGCGAUGUAUUUAGAUGAAGAGUAUAAUGGGCGUGUCGAUAACCUGACACAGGUGAUGGGGCUCCACCCACAUUACCUGCAAGCCUUCCUGCGGUGUCACUAUUACCUCCUGAGGAUGGACGGCCCCCUACCACUGCACUACAGACAUUACAUCGCUAUAAUGGCCGCGGCACGACAUCAAUGUUCGGCGCUGGUGUGUCAGCACGUGCAAGAGUUCGAGCAGAUAGGCGGGUGUUCUGAUUGGUUGAGAGGUUUAGAGUUCUGCCCGCAGCGACUUCGCAACCUCAAUGAGAUCAACAAAAUCCUUGCGCACAGACCGUGGCUUAUUACCAAGCAACAUAUACAGGCUCUGGUGAAGACGGGGGAACACAGCUGGUCUUUGGCCGAGCUGGUUCAUGCGGUCGUCCUCCUGGCUCACUUUCAUGCCUUGUCCAGUUUUGUAUUUGGUAGCGGUGUCAACCCUGACCCUGAGGUCACAGAGGUCAGCGGGGUUUCGAAUGACCUUUGCCCCCCGGCUAUGGCGAGUCUGUGCACCUGCCACCUAUCAAACAGCAACCAGGCCAACAAAAACUCUCAGCGUAACGCUGGGAGUGAACUAGAAGCUCUGAUGGAGAGAAUGAAGCGACUGCAGGAGGAGAGAGAAGAUGAUGAUGCGUCAGAAGAGGAGAUGUUCACACGCUUCGAAAAAGAGAAGAAAGAGAGUCUUCUGGUUGUGUCUGCAGAGUUCGACGAGGAGGUUGUGCCUCCCUCUCCAGUGGCUCGGUUUGUGGACGACUCGUCGUUUGGAUACCAGGACUUUGCACGACAUGCAGAAGACAACCCACCCACCUUUAAAGCACAGGACUACUCAUGGGAGGAUCAUGGUUUCUCUCUGGUGAACAGGUUGUACUCUGACAUUGGUCACCUGUUGGACGAUAAGUUCAGAACCGCGUGUGACCUGACCUACUACAACAUGGCCAGUCACGAAGGGGUGGACACUAGUAUGCUGCGUAGGGCGCUGUUCAACUACGUCCACUGUAUGUAUGGAAUUAGGUAUGAUGACUAUGACUACGGGGAAGUAAAUCAGCUGUUGGAACGAAGUCUGAAGGUUUACAUUAAAACAGUGACUUGUUACCCAGAGAGAACCACACGUCGCAUGUACGAAAGCUACUGGCACCAGUUUAGACAUUCAGAGAAGGUUCACGUGAAUUUGCUUCUGAUGGAGGCCCGAAUGCAAGCAGAAUUGCUGUAUGCUUUGAGAGCUAUAACCCAUUAUAUGACUUGACAAAUCUGACGUUAUACCCAUGACUCAUUUAAUCCAAAUUCACCCAAUAGGGGCUUUCAGAUUAUUGUAGGAUAAAUCGUCCUUGUGACUCAACCAAUCAGACUGAAUAAUUUUGAUUCGGAAAGCCACCUAAGACGAUGGCGGCGAUUCACAUAAAACAAGAUUGUGGGAGGAUUUAAAUGGGAUGGGUCAUACAAAUCCCAACAUAAAAAUAGACUCGGCUGAUUAAGACUUGACCCCUGAACAGCGUAUGACAUCAUGAUUCAUGACUUGACAAAUCACAUUUUAACGUGCAAUAUUUUCUCAUUGAAAACUCAUUUAUACUGUAAGCUAAAAACCUGGAGGAUUGUGUGUACAUCCUUCUUAAAGAAACCUUUUUUUUGCACAUCUGAGAAAAUAAGUUUUCGAUAUACUGUUUUCUUUUUAGUAAAUCACCAGAAAUGUUAACAACUGAAUGUGAGACUCCGGUGUGGAGUAAACUGCUUUAGAUGAUAAGACUUUUCCUUUUUUUUAAGCUUGGUGCCUUUUUACAUUCUUUAAUGUACUUUGUUCACUUGUUUUUAUUGAAUGUAUUGUUUUUUUUCAGAUCAAUUUAGUUUGUUUAGUUGUUUACCUUAAACCUAAAGCUUUUGUAGCAUUAACAGUGCACUAUCAGUCCUUUAAUAGUUUCUUUCAUUCUCAGUGUUAUACUUUAGAUAGCAACAUUUGUUUUACUUUAUACGUUGCAAACUUUUAAGAAUUUUGUUUUUAGGACUUUCAAUACUAAUUACACACUGCAAAAAAUGAUUUUCAAGAAAAAAAAUUCUUAGUAUUUUUGUCUUGUUUACAGUAAAAAUAUCUAAAAAUUCUUAAAGACGAGUAGUUAUACAAGCAAGUUUGGUGGUACAAAAUAAAACGUAGCGCUUUUCUAAGCGGAUUUAAAAGAGGAACUAUAUUUUAUGGCGUAAUAGCACUUUUGGGAGUACUUCGACUCGCCUGAAAAGUCCGCUCCCCUUCUCACUCUCAUAAUGGGAGAGGGAGGGUGUUACUGCGCCGAGUCCAAGUACUCCCAAAAGUGCUAUUACGCCAUAAAAUGUAGCUCCUCUUUUAAAUCCGCUUAGAAAAACGAUACGUUUUAUUUUGUAGCACCAAACUUGCUCGUAUAACUACUCGUCUUAAAUAGGAAAAACGUUGAUGUGUUUGGUCACUUCUAACUUUAUCUCUAAAUGGUACAAUUGAAUGAAUGGGGCUAAGCUAAAUGCUAUCGAAGCGUCGCAGCGCGCUCCGGCGCUUACGUGCACGCACACAGAUGAUAGAGGGAUGUAUCAACAAUUCUUAGUUAAGGUAAUAACAUAUUUUAAUAUUGAAAAUGAGUAGACUAUUCCUUUAAAUUUAUUUUGUGUCGAUUUGCUCAUCAAGAAAAAGCAUCUUAAUUUAAGAAUUUUUAGAUAUUUUUACUGAAAACAAGACAAAAAUACAAUAAAAAUACUACUCAUUUUUUGCAGUGCACCUUGCGACUUUAAUUUUCUUUGUGCGAGUGUGUGCGCGAGGUUCAACAUGUAGCAUAUCUUACUUCUGUAUGUAUAGGACAAAGUAUUUGCACAUCCGUUACCCAUAUUUCCAUGCGCGUGUGCCUCCGUGAAAGAAAACGGCAUACGCAGGCAUGUCAGAGUUCAUUGUACUACUAACUAUUUUUGAUGCGAUCAUUGCGUUCCAUCAAAACAUUUUUCUGUUUGUUUAUGUCACUUUAGGAAUCAUACAUAUUUGCACAUAUGUAAUCAAGGUGCAGCAUUGGUUUCCUUUUAAAAUCUGUUCAGGUUGUCUGACAAUAAAUAAAUGGUGUAAAGAUAAGCUCUAUAGAAGAUACAAAGUGUUGCCUUAUACAUGUUUAGUGUCAUUGAAGUGCCUCUAAAAUGAAAUUGACAUUUCAAAGCAAGUUGCCAUAUAUUGGUGUCUGAUGCAUUUGAUGCUUGUGAAAGUUGUGCAGGUGACUAUGAUGCAUUUAUUUUCUUUGGAUUCAUCUGGCAUUGCAUCUCCAGUGUCCCUACACAGAACUGUAUUUCAAUAAAGUUAUUAAACAAA